CAUUAACACAUUUGCAUUUAAAGAAAAAAAUAUGAUGUAGUUUCUAUGGUUCUUUACUUUAGCUUAGAUCCAACAACAAUUCACCACACUUCCUAUGGUAGCAACGAUAAUUGAACGCACAUUCACGCGCACACAUAACAGUAUUCAGAUGUGAAGUCCAGCAUGGCCCACAUGUGUAUAUUUUGAAUGGAUAUCUUAUGUUGUUUAUCCCAGUUUCUGUGCCGAGUUUCCGUCGCGAUCCAACAGUUUUAGAAUUACCCUCAGCGGGUGAAUACACAGUGUGAAUCGGUUGGCGCAUUGACGGAAAGCCGACGCAGCAUUUUUUGACUGAAGUAUUUUUCUUACUCUUUGCUUUGUUUUAAAAUAUUCUUAACAAAAUUAUAAAAAAAUCGAAAUGCACGCAAGACGUUGGAAUAUAAAGAAGUUAAUUAUUUGCGGUGGCGCCUUUUUGAUUGUAUACAUUUUACUAACGAGCGGCACUCGAGAAUAUGAAAUCGACGCAACGAUCGAGAGCAGCAAGCCGGAGCAGGUGUGGGAAUACGUGGCGGAUUUUAAUAAAAUGCGUACAUUAAAUCCAACAAUUUUAAAUUUUAAAAUUAUCGCCGACGCUGGACACACACACGAUUGGCGUUAUACAGUUGAAUAUACGGAGCGUUUAUCGCACUGGCCCUAUUGGUUGAAUGGAGCGAAAGCAGAUUACGUUGUAACUAAGACUAUGCCAGGAGUAGAGCCGGCUGUAUAUGUGAUUGAAUCGAAACAUAAAACAUGCUUUUUCAAAGGCACAUAUUGUUUACAUUCAUUCAGCGUGUUCAAAUGCACCGCCGCUGGCGAGGACACCUAUUGCAGUGAGCGUGUACAAUAUCAAUGUCCUCCAUUUCUAGAAAAUGCCUGUCGUCGUGAAGUGGAAUUCCAACGCCGAGCAGUCAUGCAUAAUUUGACUACGAUUUUUAGUAAAAGACAACAACAUUCUUACUAACAAAUUUCAAUUCAUUUAUGUACUUCAUUUAUUUCAAUCACUUUUAGUUAUUUUUUGGCAAAUUAAACAUCUAAAUUAAACAUUUGUUUUCAGUUUACAUUCGCGUGUAAACACAUAUGUUUGCAAUAAUAUAUGUAUAUAUAUUGUAGUAUAUUAUUUAACACUAAAACAAAACUAAUAUAAAGUACGGAUUUUUCU
This is a messenger RNA of Ceratitis capitata (Mediterranean fruit fly), 1174 nucleotides long. RefSeq lists its product as uncharacterized. Bases 395 to 976 code for a protein of 193 amino acids. The record is from RefSeq and is a predicted model, not a curated record. NCBI's taxonomy places the organism in Eukaryota, Metazoa, Arthropoda, Insecta, Diptera, Tephritidae. The transcript is spliced from 3 exons.